GAAAGCAAUGGUAUAGUGCUUUUACUGUGCUGUGCGUUACACACAUGCUUCAAUCGCAUUCUACCAAAUUACGUGCUGUAUUUUUUGCUGAGCUAGAGAGCUUUGAAGUUGCGAGGAUUCAAACGCCUUCUUCUGCAUCGUGUACAGGCUCAAGUGAACAGAUUUAACAAAUAAGUAAUUGCAGUCUACCGAGUGAGCGAUUUGAUUGAUUAUUAUUUUAAAAAAAAAACAGAGUGAUUGUGUGGAGUAUGGAUGAGUGCAAGUACACGUGUGUUAUCAAGACUCCCCGCUCCAUCAUCUGGGAGGUGUUUGAGCAGGACCCUGUGGCCUGUAUUCUCACUCUCUUUUACGAGUACAAGGAUGGCAGGGCUGAAGACAAACAACUGGUCACAUUCACCGACGAACAGGCUCCACAAGGACCAGAAAAGGUGAGGGUGCGAAUACUUAAACAAGUGAGCAAUGAGGAGGAGGGCGUGUGUGAGAUGGAGACAGUGUUCACUUCGCCACACAGUGGGGAGACAAGAGUGCGCAUGCGUCUAACCACAGCCACUGCAGACAACAAGGACACCACCCAGAACACUAACAGCAGCACUGCAUUCCUGUUCCACGUCGACCUCACCAACAUGGCCUCCACCCAGCUCAAACAGCACUUCAUCGACAACCUCAACGACAGGUAUGAGAAGUGUAUCAACUACAUGUUGUUGCGGGUGGCAAAGAAGCACGGGAGUAAGUUGAAGUACAGCCUGUCUAUCCGCUGUCCCAGAGAAGUCAUCUGGCGCGAUGUGAGUAACUGGGGAAACGUAGACUGGAUCAUGGGCGCUACUGGGGUGGAGCUGAUUGGCAUAGACAAGCGCCGCAUCAUAUCCGGGACCAAGAGUGCCGUCAACACACUCAUCAACUUGAGUGAGGACACAUUGGUGUAUGAGAUCAUGUCUCCAGUGUUCUUCGGAUGCAGCUACUACAGGGGCUUCCUGGUCAUAGAGGAGAGUGGGGAGAAGCCAGGAGACACUACCAACGUCUUCUAUCGCAACAUUUGGCUCCCAUGCAACCUCUCCUUUGCAGCAACCUUGAAGGAGAAGAUGAAGAAAGACUUCGUGAAGAGAUUCCGUUGGAUGAAGGAGUACUACGAAGGACUCAACCAGCAAAUCAAUCAUCCUCUUCCCCCCGCCAAGUCUCCCGGUGGCGAACAGGCAUCCGGUUACGAUUCAGGCCACGAGGAUCCAGGAAGUAAUUUAGUACUACCGGUGAUGCAAGGUAAGUAUAAGUUAGAAGUGCAGGCUACUAUCGCCGGCGCACAAAUUGAUGACGUCUGGGACCUGGUGCAGGACUUCGGGAUCGGCUGCGAGAAGUGGUGGAUGCGAUCCAGUUUUCUUCAAUUCGAAGGAGACGACAUCUCACAGUACUUGGGCUGCAUACGAAGACUCUCCCGACACGGACAGGUCAUUCGAGACAAACUUAUAUUCAUUUCGCCCAAUGACUACAAGCUCAUGUUUGAGACUGUGGAAAGGAUCCCCAAUCCUUACGGGUUUUCGAACUACUGUGUACUCAUUGCUUUGGAGCCUGGUCAUCGGGAGCCGGACGAAGAGACGGAGGUAGAAUUAAAAGUCUGUUUCGAUUGUCUGCCUGUCAUAAAACCAACAGUGGAGUCCCAAUUGAAAGCCCAAUGCUCAGACUCACUUCGGCGACUGAAAGACCUAUUUAAGAAACCAGUUGGACGAAUAGAGAUUACUCUUGUAAGUGGAGAAGAUAUAGGACUAGACAGAGAAUGCUCCAUUGAUAGCUACUGUUCGAUCUCCGUGGACAGUGGAGAGGUAGUCAGCUCCACAGUGUGCAAGGGCACUUCGAACCCCAAGUGGAAUGAGUCUUACAACUUCAGUGUAUACUCGACAUCCUCAGUUGUUAAUGUGGCACUGUGGGACAAAAGUGACCCAGCAGCCGAAUCUGAUUUGGAGCCUCCCGAGGACGUGUUGCUGGGACUGAUCACUUUUGAGCUGCCCAACAACCCAAAAUCUGCUGACACCAAGUACAAAGUGGACUGUUCAACCGGGAAAAUGUUCUUCAAGAUUAAAUUCUCCUCCACUCCUGGGAACUCUUUCUCCCAUGCCACGAAACCGUCGGUGGUGCGACAGGUGGACUAUCUGAGAGACUGCCUGGUUGCCACGUACCUGGAACUGCCCCAGUUACGGAACGAUAGGUGCCAGUGGAAAGUGCAGAAGAAGCUGAAGAGUGCAACCAGUGUAGAAAUGGGAAACUUGCCAGGGUAUUGGGAGGUUGUUCCCCACAUGGAGCGAACUAAUCCUUCCAAAAUGAGCACUGUGCUAGCUGAGUUAGCCACUUGUACCAGUUCGUUCCGAGGACAUGUCGUGAGUCAGAAGACAAAUCCCAAGUCCAGAGUCGAGGCUGUCUACUGCAAAUACCUGCCUUUGCCCAACCCAGUGCUCGAGAACUACGAGAACGACAACGACUUCUGUCUUCGCUUCUUCAUUGGACUCGCCCCUAACCUGGUCUCGUGUGUGAAGUCUCUCGACCAGAUACCCACUCCCAUUCGCAAGUUGUAUGCCGAGGGAGACUUAGUGGAUUUGAUCUCGCAACUGUCUUUGUUUUGUGUCAAGCUGUCGUACGUCACAUGCUCCGUCAAGCCCGACCGCAACCAGAGCAACGUGGAGAAACCAGUGCUCAUAUUUGCCGGGAACCUAACAGAAGGUUUCAGAGUGCACGGUAUUAUUCUGUCGUCUGAGAUAAAUGACGUUUACACUCCGAAAUCGGUGGAAAAUAAUUACAGGCUGGCCAAAUUGUAUUUUACAAAUGCACUCAUGAUUCACCAUGUGUACUUCAACGUUCUCCUCCGCAACUUCUACCUGGAGUCCAUCUGUUUGGCCAUUCACCAGGCACUCCCAACAACUCACCCACUGAGAAAACUGCUGCUGCCAUACUUGAACGAAAUAGCCCACAAGGCGGUGUUUCUUCGCAAAAUAUUCACAGAAGAGGACAGCCAAUUCGCAGACUAUGUUUUCUCAAUCGGAAAAGUCAAUGCGAUGGGAAUGAUUGCGAGCCACUGCAGAGAACGAGAGGUCGUCGAGUCGUUCUUCGAUGUCGGCAAGGAUCUGGAGACACGCGGCUUCGACUUCACCUGUCCCAACUACCUGUACCAGCACGACGUCCUCCGAUUGCAUGAGGUUAUCUCCUACGAGGUGUCCCAGUACCUGGGCAAACACUACAGCAUCGACAGAGACGUCGAGAGCGACUCCAAACUCAAGAACUUCUUCGAAACCAUCGUUCAUCCUGAACAGUGUAACUUAAACCUGUGCACAGAUGGCGUCAAGACCCGAUCGGCACUGACUCGGUUCGCGACAGCUGUAAUUUUUUCAGCAACUGCGCACACUUCGGCUUUCGAGAAGAACUUGUACGACGAUGGGUCCUUGAUUGCUGGAGUGGCGACAUCCAUGACCAAACCGGUACCGAGACCAAAUGAACCCUGUCCGGACAAUCUGUUUGACUAUUUCUUCGCGCCUAAUGACGAACUGUUUCUUCAAGUGCUGCUCUGUCGUGUUCUGUCAGUGAACACGUCCCAGCCUCUGGCUCAACACUCUUCGGCCAUGAGUCAUAAGUUGCCGGAGAAGUUUCUGAAGCUGUCGACGGAGAUUAAGAGCAGGAACUCCCGACUGAGGGGCGAAAACAAGACCUGUUCCUUCGUGGAGUACUCCAGACUAGACCCCUUCAACAUACCAUCAGUGGCUGGACUCUAGUAACAUCAUUUACUGAUAGAAUAUUUACUUAACACGCAAAAAGAAACGCACACACUUACCUUGGUAAAAAACAACAAGACAUGGAAAACAUGUCAUCUAGAUGCAUCGUCCAAUUCUGAAUUUUUAUAUUCAAUUUCCAUCGGCGAAAAUUACUACAUUCGAGCAUUGCUGUACAAAUUCAGCUGCUGUUAUUGUAUUUUCAAAGUAUUCUCAAACAAUAUGUCCUGUACUAUAAACUGAAAAUUUUCAACAGAAUUAUCGAAUACAUCAAUAAAUAAAUAUCUUUAAAACUG
Symsagittifera roscoffensis is the source of this 4039-nucleotide messenger RNA. RefSeq lists its product as uncharacterized. Gene Ontology annotation, biological process: lipid oxidation. NCBI's taxonomy places the organism in Eukaryota, Metazoa, Xenacoelomorpha, Acoela, Convolutidae. The record is from RefSeq and is a predicted model, not a curated record. The transcript is spliced from 4 exons. Gene Ontology annotation, molecular function: oxidoreductase activity, acting on single donors with incorporation of molecular oxygen, incorporation of two atoms of oxygen; metal ion binding. The coding region runs from base 249 to 3746 and encodes 1165 amino acids.